UAUAUAUAUAUAUACAUACACAUGUAUUAAUGUGAAAGCAAAAAGUCUUCUCUUCCCCAUUACUGCAUACCAAAUUUCUUCUCCCUUUAUAUUUCGAUCUCACCACUACUCGUCCUUCCUCCUAUAAGUAUCUCCCCCACUCUAUUCAUUUUUCUGUUUCUCUCUCCCAAAUCGCUACAUUGUAAACCAUAAUAUUAGGUAUUCGCCUCCACCGUCUCCAUGGCCUGCUCAGCCAAUGAGUUGGCCCAGCUACUCGGCCCCAACAUCACCAACUCCACUGCUGCUGCUGACUUCAUCUGUUCCCGCUUCACCACCUCCGAGAACAAUUUCACGGCCACCAAAUAUGCCGUUGACAAUACCUACCUCCUAUUCUCCGCCUAUCUCGUCUUCGCCAUGCAGCUAGGUUUCGCCAUGCUCUGUGCAGGCUCCGUUCGGGCCAAAAACACCAUGAACAUUAUGCUUACGAAUGUCCUCGACGCGGCUACUGGCGGCCUUUUCUAUUACCUCUUCGGUUUCGCCUUUGCCUUCGGUACCGGUGGCUCCGAGAAUGGCUUUAUUGGCAAGCACCACUUCGGCCUCAAGACCAUCCCAUCCCAAGAUUUGGACUACAGCAACUUUCUUUAUCAGUGGGCGUUUGCUAUAGCUGCUGCUGGGAUUACUAGCGGCUCCAUCGCGGAAAGAACACAAUUUGUCGCUUAUUUAAUAUACUCUUCCUUUUUAACCGGGUUUGUUUACCCAGUUGUGUCUCACUGGUUCUGGUCUGCCGAUGGGUGGGCGUCUGCGUUCAGAGCUGACAAUCUCUUGUUUGGUAGCGGAGUCAUCGAUUUCGCUGGAUCUGGGGUGGUGCAUAUGGUGGGUGGUAUUGCUGGGUUAUGGGGAGCUCUCAUUGAAGGCCCGAGAAUAGGCCGUUUUGACCAUUCUGGCAGGGCUAUUUCUUUGCGUGGACACAGCGCUUCUUUGGUGGUUCUCGGUACUUUCUUGCUGUGGUUUGGAUGGUACGGGUUCAAUCCCGGUUCGUUCAAUAAAAUCUUGGUAGCUUACACUGAUGGGAGCUACAACGGUCAAUGGAGUGCAGUAGGUCGCACUGCCGUUACCACCACCCUAGCCGGUUGCACUGCAGCCCUAACAACUCUUUUUGGGAAAAGAAUUUUAUCUGGACACUGGAAUGUGACAGAUGUGUGCAACGGUUUGCUUGGUGGUUUCGCUGCCAUUACUGCAGGGUGCUCCGUUGUUGAUCCAUGGGCCGCAAUAAUAUGCGGGUUUGUUGCUGCUUGGGUAUUAAUCGGCUGCAACAUGUUAGCUGAGAAGUUAAAGUUUGAUGACCCACUAGAGGCUGCCCAGCUUCACGGUGGUUGUGGCGCUUGGGGAGUGAUUUUCACGGCGUUGUUUGCCAGAGAAAAGUAUGUGGAUCAAGUUUACAAGCCGGGUCGACCAUACGGGUUGUUCAUGGGUGGUGGAGGAAAGCUCUUGGCUGCUCAUGUCAUACAGAUUCUCGUGAUUACUGGGUGGGUCAGUGCUACCAUGGGUACAUUGUUUUAUAUUCUUCAUAAGCUUAAGCUUUUAAGAAUCUCAGCCGAAGAUGAGAUGGCGGGUAUGGAUCUGACCCGGCAUGGUGGGUUCGCAUACUACCAUGAUGAAGAUGAGUCUCAAAAGCCUGGAAUCAAGUUAAGGAAAAUUGAACCCUCAGCUAAUUCAUCAAAUGUUUAGUUUUUUUUUUUUAAAUUAAAUAUUAUCUUUUAGAUUUUGUGCGAGAUAAAUUAAGGAAUCGGUGAGUGGGUGGCGCAUGUUGUGGAUAAUGAAGAGUUGCACUACAAUGGUUUGUUUUCUAUCCACAUAACUAUUAUAUGUUGACAUAAAGAACAUGAAAAUUUGGCUCUGUAUUAUAAAUCAUUGGUUUGCUUUGGUAGGAGGGAGAGGAAGAGCUUUUCGCAAAAGUCUUUGGAAAUUUGUGGAAAUGCUUUUGUUUUCAA
Hevea brasiliensis (rubber tree) is the source of this 1970-nucleotide messenger RNA. Its product is annotated as ammonium transporter 1 member 1-like. Gene Ontology annotation, cellular component: membrane. Gene Ontology annotation, molecular function: ammonium channel activity. Lineage: Eukaryota; Viridiplantae; Streptophyta; Magnoliopsida; Malpighiales; Euphorbiaceae. The coding region runs from base 220 to 1707 and encodes 495 amino acids. The transcript has a single exon. Gene Ontology annotation, biological process: ammonium transmembrane transport; ammonium homeostasis. The record is from RefSeq and is a predicted model, not a curated record.